Molecule: messenger RNA, 186 nt
Organism: Pneumocystis murina B123
Lineage: Eukaryota; Fungi; Ascomycota; Pneumocystomycetes; Pneumocystales; Pneumocystaceae
Exons: 2
Coding region: 1-186 (61 amino acids)
Biological process (GO): mitochondrial respiratory chain complex IV assembly
Cellular component (GO): mitochondrial inner membrane
Source: RefSeq, a predicted model, not a curated record
AUGAAAUAUUUUUAUUCUACUUCUUAUCAAAAUUCUGAGGUUUUACGACAUAUUCGUAAACAAUAUACUUUUCGAAAUGGAAUAACAGGUGCCUUAUUAUUUGUCUUUAUUGGAUCCGUAUAUUUUUAUUCUAUUUAUGCCGUUAAGCAGGAUGAUUUAAGUGAUGUAUUGCCAUCUAAAGAUUAA